Messenger RNA from Lachnellula hyalina, 780 nucleotides. It is a transcript of the gene 103E1.170, whose product is annotated as Mannose-6-phosphate isomerase. NCBI's taxonomy places the organism in Eukaryota, Fungi, Ascomycota, Leotiomycetes, Helotiales, Lachnaceae. The record is from RefSeq and is a predicted model, not a curated record. Gene Ontology annotation, molecular function: zinc ion binding; mannose-6-phosphate isomerase activity. The transcript is spliced from 3 exons. Gene Ontology annotation, biological process: GDP-mannose biosynthetic process; carbohydrate metabolic process. Gene Ontology annotation, cellular component: cytosol. The coding region runs from base 1 to 780 and encodes 259 amino acids.
AUGUCUUCAUCUGUCAUUCAACUAGAGUGUCAAUGCAACAACUACCCGUGGGGAAAGAAGGGCAAACAAUCACUAGCUGCUCAGUUUGCAGCUUCAACUCCAGGAGGUCACUUCAAGCUCGAUGAAUCUAAAGAGUAUGCCGAGAUGUGGUGUGGAACCUAUCCCACAACCCCCUCUCUUAUCCUUUCUAGCGGCGAAGACCUCCAAAAACACCUCAACGCCAACAAAGAAAAACUCAUGGGAAAGCCAAUCCUCGAAAAGUUCGGAACAGAUCUUCCCUUUCUCCCCAAGAUCCUCUCAAUUGCCAAAGCCCUCCCCCUUCAAAUCCACCCCGACAAAGACCUCGCAGCGCGCCUCCACAAAAAAGAACCCUCCAAAUUUAGCGACGAGAACCACAAACCCGAAAUCGCCGUCGCGCUCUCCAAAUUCGAAGUCUUCGUCGGCUUCAAACCGCUCCUCGAGAUCCAAGGCCUCUUCACCUCGAUCCCGAUCCUGAAAUCCCGCUUCACAAAUGAAUCUCAGUCGCAUUUCAAUGCGGAGACGUUGAAGGGGAUCGUUGGCAAGAUACUUUCUGCUAGUGAUGAGGAGAUUGUAGAGGUUUAUGAGACAUUGAGAAACACUCCUAAGAAAGCUUUUGGGAAGCACACUUAUAUUCCUGAAUUGCUGCCGCGACUGGCGGAGCAAUAUGAUAAAAGCGAUCCCGGAAACUUGGUGGCGCUACUUACAAUGAACUUUUUGGUUUUGAAGAAAGGAGAUGCGAUUUAUGUUCCGGCAGAGUAA